AGUUUUCUAGCUUUUUCGAUCUAAGUUCUCAGGAAAGGUUUCUAUCAAUCGCGGCGGGCUCUUGACUUUAACUUUGAAAGAGAUCCAGAAUGUCUGGCAAUGGCUCUCUCCUUCCAGAUCGCUGCCUCGGCCGCUACAACUCCUCCAAGUUCUUCGCUUUCCUCUUCUAGGAAACCUAGGCUCUCUCCGGUGAUCUUGGUGCCUGGAGCUGGAGGGAACCAGCUGGAAGUUAAGCUUGGUGGAGAUUAUCAUGGUAGUCGCUUUGUGUGUAGGACUUUUGGGUUCUCGCAUUGGUUCCGGCUAUGGCUCAAUGUUCUUGGCAUCAUUCCUCCAUUCACACCAUGCUUUGCCGAGAGGAUAAGGCUCGAGUACAAUGGCGGGAGUAAGAAGUUUCACAAUCCUCCUGGGAUCACGACCAGAGUUCCUGGGUUUGGUUCCACCGAGACGAUGGAGUACCUCGAUCCAACCUUCAAGUUUCUAUCUGGCUACAUGAAUUCUUUGGUGGCAGCACUGAAAGCCAAAGGCUACGAGUCCCAGAAAACUCUCUUUGGAGCUCCAUACGACUUUCGCUACGCUCCGGGGCCAAACGCAGCGGAAGUGGCACUCCAGUUCCUCCAAGACUUGAAAAACUUGGUGGAGAAAGCCUCGAGAUCAAACAAGAACACGCCAGUGACGCUAAUCUCUCACAGCCUCGGUGGUCUCUGGGUGCUCCACUUUCUCAACUUACAGAGCUCCACCUGGAAGAAGAGAUUCAUCCAUCGCUUCAUCGCAGUGUCAGCUCCAUGGGGUGGCUCCGUCCAAGAGAUGCGAGUCUUUGCCUCUGGAUACACCGAAGGGGCCAACUUUCUGGAUCCUCUCGUGCUGCGAGACGAGCAAAGGAGCAGCGAGAGCAACCUUUGGCUGCUGCCAUCGCCCAAAGUUUUUGGAAACAAGACGCUGGUGGUGGGAUCGUCAAGGAAUUACACGGCGACGGAUCUGGAGGACUUCUUCCACGAUAUUGGGUACUCGAGGGGAUACGAGCACUACAAGACGAGAGUUCCCGGACUCUUGGAAGAACUGGCUGCUCCAGGGGUUCCAGUGAGCUUGGUUUUUGGCGUUGGAGUGGACACACCGGAGACUCUGGUGUAUGAGAAACAGGGAUUUGAUUACCAGCCCAAGAUGGAGUAUGGAGAUGGAGACGGGACGAUCAACUUGUGCAGCUUGAGAUGGGUGGUGGAUUCGUGGAAAAAAGUCGGGGACCAACAAGUAAAGGUGGUGGAACUUCAAGGGAAGACACACACGACGGUUUUGAAGGACGAGGAUGCAGUGGAAGAGAUUGUCAAACAAUUAGGUGAUGUCGAAGGACAAAACUUAAGUUCAUAGUGGACGUUUACCUUGAUUA
This is a messenger RNA of Selaginella moellendorffii, 1381 nucleotides long. Its product is annotated as lecithin-cholesterol acyltransferase-like 1. Gene Ontology annotation, biological process: lipid metabolic process. NCBI's taxonomy places the organism in Eukaryota, Viridiplantae, Streptophyta, Lycopodiopsida, Selaginellales, Selaginellaceae. The record is from RefSeq and is a predicted model, not a curated record. The coding region runs from base 100 to 1362 and encodes 420 amino acids. The transcript has 3 exons.